GCGGGCUUAACCUCCCGGAAACGGAAGUUCUGCCCUUUUCCGUCCUCUUCGUUUCUGGCUGUCGGCAGUGCUGUCGGCGCCCUCUCCCCGUGCUCCCCGCCAUGCCUCGGAAAAUUGAGGAAAUCAAAGACUUCCUACUAACAGCUCGACGAAAGGACGCCAAAUCUGUCAAGAUCAAGAAAAAUAAGGAUAAUGUGAAGUUUAAAGUUCGGUGCAGCAGAUACCUUUACACCUUGGUCAUCACAGACAAAGAGAAGGCAGAGAAGCUGAAGCAGUCCCUGCCCCCAGGUUUGGCGGUGAAGGAGCUGAAAUGAACCAGACGCUGUUUGAACUACAUUAAACAUUUUAAAAUUC
Messenger RNA from Tupaia belangeri chinensis (Chinese tree shrew), 354 nucleotides. RefSeq names its product ribosomal protein L38 (gene RPL38). The coding region runs from base 102 to 314 and encodes 70 amino acids. Gene Ontology annotation, biological process: protein-RNA complex assembly; translation. Gene Ontology annotation, molecular function: structural constituent of ribosome. The transcript has 5 exons. The record is from RefSeq and is a predicted model, not a curated record. Lineage: Eukaryota; Metazoa; Chordata; Mammalia; Scandentia; Tupaiidae. Gene Ontology annotation, cellular component: cytosolic large ribosomal subunit; ribosome.